Molecule: messenger RNA, 879 nt
Organism: Symbiodinium natans
Lineage: Eukaryota; Dinophyceae; Suessiales; Symbiodiniaceae
Source: the annotation of a GenBank genome assembly
AUGGCCUCGCUUCCAGCACAUGAGCGGACGAGACAAAAGAAACAACAAGCCCAGCCUUCUCACCAGGUCGCAGCAACAGCCCUAGCUGCGGAGAUCGCUGCCAAGAGAGAGCAGCUGGCACCACGGAAGAAGUUCUCCUUCAAGCGCCGCACCCCGGCACCCGGGUCAGCGCCCGCAGGCUAUAGCGAGGCGGGGACUACGGGCAAGCCAGCAGAGACAGCCAGUGGCGCAGCUGGCGAAGAUGCCUUCCUCGGCGAGCGCAUCGCCGAGCUCCGUGGCGAGCGGAUACUGCGGAAACCUGGGGACCUUGAGGGCCGCGACGUCUCCCUGAGGGAUCUGGAAGACUGCCGCAUAGUUCUGCUGGAUCGGGUGGGCGCGCUGCACGUCCAGCAGCUCACCCGCUGCGAGGUGGUUGUCGGGGCAGUCUCGUCCUCCGCGCUGAUCCACUUUUGCAAAGACUGUGUGUUCACCUUAGCGGUGAAGCAGCUCCGGCUCCACGACUCGGAGAAGGUAGCGCUCCACCUACAUACGUUGUCUGGGCCGAUCAUCGAGACCUCCAAGAGGAUCGCCUUUGCCCCCUUGGACCUCAACUGGGACACAGGAGCAGACCUUUUGACAGCUGCCUCGCUGGGAAGCUCCUCGGGCGAGGACGGCGUCUGGAGCGAGGUCCAGGACUUCAACUGGCUCAAGCGUCAGGCGUCGCCCAACUGGCGCGUGGUUCCUCCAGGAAGGCGGAGGGCGCCACUGAGCCUGAGCACUGCAGAGGAGGUGUUACAGCACUACAGCCAGCUGCCGCUACCACCUGCCCUGCCCGAAGUGGCGCAGUACGAGAGCUGUUGGGAAAGCAGCGCAGCUGCUGGUGCCGACGACGAAUUCUGA